This is a messenger RNA of Athalia rosae (coleseed sawfly), 2511 nucleotides long. It is a transcript of the gene ida, whose product is annotated as anaphase-promoting complex subunit 5. The record is from RefSeq and is a predicted model, not a curated record. Gene Ontology annotation, biological process: anaphase-promoting complex-dependent catabolic process; positive regulation of mitotic metaphase/anaphase transition; protein K11-linked ubiquitination. Bases 202 to 2397 code for a protein of 731 amino acids. NCBI's taxonomy places the organism in Eukaryota, Metazoa, Arthropoda, Insecta, Hymenoptera, Athaliidae. The transcript is spliced from 11 exons. Gene Ontology annotation, cellular component: anaphase-promoting complex.
AUAACACCGCGUAAUUCAAGCGAUUUGCAUAGCGACUAUAGUGCAGACUACCGGCCGCGGUGAAAAUUAGUUUCUGUGAAUGACAAUUGGAAGGAAGUUCGCCCGGACCCGUUCCAACAAUUAAUGCUACAAGCAUUAUGCUACGAUCAACAAAUAAAUGCAACGUUUGUACCGGUCCACUUUGUUUAAUAACCUAAAAAAAUGUAUAAAGACUUGUUAAAUAUCGGGACGAACGUUAAAAAAUGUCCGAAAGAAACUUUGACCCCCUACAAAAUAGCCGUUGUUAUAUUAAUCAAGGAAUACUGUAGCGAGACGACGAAAGCAAUAGUGGAAAGACGCGACUUUUGCAUACUCGCGUUAAAACUUAUUCAGUCACCAGAUUUGGAUCUUCGCAGUUUGUUGAAGCUCAUUCGCUCCGAAGAAUACAUCCUGCAGAGAUUGGCUAGCCAGCUGGAAAACAAAUUCGAAUUGUUAUACGAAAUGGGAGUAAAAGGUUUGCUGGAUUUGUCGGACAGUCUGAUGCACCUAAUGGACCCUGCUCUGGACCUCUGUCACUCCCAUCCGGCUCUGAACAAAAAUUCAGUGCUCGGACUGUACACUCGAAGGAUAGUCAUAUCUUUGGAAAAGUUGAGCUUUUACCAAGUUGUUGCAUUAUACGAGUCCUUCAAAUCCUAUUAUCACGAUACGUGGGGCCCGGACAACUCCAGGGUCUCGAUCGGACUUGACAAUAACGACUCUGGAGAACAUAAAAACAAAGUUGUCUGGGGAGGAAGACAAGCGGAAUUACUAGUGGCGCAGCAGGCUCUUGCCCUCCAAACAGAUGAGCAAAGAGCUCUGCCCCCAGCCGAAUUGCAGGGUCUGGUCAAAGAGCUGCUGAAUUGUAGCCCGUAUUAUGCGGAAGCGCAUUACCUGAGCUACUUGAAUUGUUUACGGGUGAACGAAUACUGCGGUGCCGUAGACAGUUUGUAUCAUUGUUUUGAUCGACUAGCACCUUUCGAGAAUCGCACACCCACCGAGGACAGAAACCGAACAUUCAGAUACGCAGCCUUGAAUCUUGCCGCUCUUCACGCGCAAUUUGGUCACAAGAAAGUUGCAUUGGCAGCUUUGAACGAGGCGAUCAUGCUGGCGCAAGAAGCUGGUGACAACGUAUGUCUCCAGCACGCUCACUCUUGGAUGUAUCAUCUGAUCGACGAUCAAAACAGAGGUCAACUGAUAGAGCGAUCCGUCGGCAAAGCUAGCAUGCUAGGGAUCACCCAUACCACUAGCCUCGGUUUGAUAGCAUCUGCCCACUACAAUGCUCUGGAAUCGAAAAGUCCGCCCGAAGUCUUUGAGACUCUGGUCAAGUCCGAUGUGCUCAAUUGCCAGCACUCAAUGGCUGACCUGAUGUCGAUGUCCUACGUAGAGAAGGCAGCUUUGUGGACGUACUACGGCAAGACCAAAAUGUCUUCCCUUUGUUCCCAAUUAUUGCUUUUACACAACGCCGGCGACAAGAAACACCACAUGUUCAACGGCUCGUCGACCUGUCAAGCCGUGGUCAAUGUUGCGAAUACUUUUGUCGAGCUGGGGGAAUAUACCUUGGCCGAGGUAGUGCUAUCGCACGCCAAAGACAGAUUUCCCAACGAGCCUAGCAGCAAAAUAUGGAUGUUGAGCGAACAGUUGCACCAAUUCACGAGGAUAAUGAGACACGAGAAAUGGAGCGAAGCGGAAGCAAUCGCUGUACGACUUUCGAGCAUAGACCCUCUGGAGAGCAAGUUCAGGCGAGCUGAAGUUUCUCUGGCCAAAGGUGACUACCCCGGUGUGAUGGAGCUGAUCGGCGACAUCCAAGAAAAUAAAGGACUAGAUCCCCUGGAUCAAGUGCGAGUCAUGAUAUUAUCGAGUCAGGUUAUGUGCUCCUCCAGGCUUCCCGGCCUUGGGACUACAGGAGCGAACCCUCUUUUUCUCUUGAAUACCGCCUUAGAGAUAGCGGACCGAAAGUAUCUCUCGUACCAACAAGCUAUCAUUAAAAUGCAUCUGGCCAACAUCCAGCUUACAAUGGACAUGCCUUCUCGAGCCAUGAAUUUAGUCGACGAUGCCAUCAUCCCGAUACUGAGUCAUGGCGGUUGCUUUGAUCGAGGAAGGGCUUUUGUCCUGUACGCUAAAUGCCUGGUCGCAUCUUCUGUCUCGGAUGCUGCAGAUGUACGGAAUAAAACAUUGCACAGCGCCAUAAACGUACUGUGCAAGGCUAAAGACCACUUCAACAAAAUUGAGGCGUUCAGCAGAGUCAAAAGUACGUUGUAUCUAAUGGGUAUGCUUUACAACGAGCUGGAUCUGAAAGCCGAACGAAAUCGAUGCGCCUUUGAAUACCGCCAAUUGGACGUACAAUUCCCCACCAAGGCAGAUACCAUUGCUAUCUUUUGAACCGACUGAAUUCAUGUUGAAGAUAUUAUUUAUUGUACCAUGAAAUUUGCCACAACAAUUCCAUACUUGUUGAUAUUUUGUAUUUUUUUUUUUAAUAAAAUAAAUUACUUGAAA